This is a messenger RNA of Cyprinodon variegatus (sheepshead minnow), 1215 nucleotides long. RefSeq names its product solute carrier family 25 member 36-A-like. The transcript is spliced from 2 exons. Lineage: Eukaryota; Metazoa; Chordata; Actinopteri; Cyprinodontiformes; Cyprinodontidae. Gene Ontology annotation, molecular function: pyrimidine nucleotide transmembrane transporter activity. The record is from RefSeq and is a predicted model, not a curated record. Bases 26 to 490 code for a protein of 154 amino acids. Gene Ontology annotation, cellular component: mitochondrion. Gene Ontology annotation, biological process: pyrimidine nucleotide import into mitochondrion.
UUUCAGGAACCGAGGGGAGCGAAGGAUGAGCGCGUUGGAUUGCGUCCGUCGUGUUUAUAAAGCGGACGGCCUGCGGGGCUUCUACAGGGGAAUGUCUGCGUCCUACGCCGGCAUCUCAGAGACUGUGAUCCACUUUGUUAUCUAUGAAAACAUUAAGCGGCGCCUCCUGGUGGCCAAAACGCCACAGAACAUGGAGGAGGAAGAGGACGCAUCAAAAGACGCUUGGGACUUUUUCGGGAUGAUGCUCGCCGCCGCCACUUCUAAGACUUGUGCCACAUCUAUUGCUUAUCCUCAUGAGGUAAUUCGCACCAGGCUACGAGAGGAGGGCACCAAGUAUUGCUCCUUUUUCCAGACUCUAACCACAGUUCCCAGAGAGGAGGGCUACCGGGCCCUGUACCGCGGCCUCACCACCCACCUGGUACGCCAGAUCCCCAACACCGCCAUCAUGAUGUGCACCUAUGAGCUGGUGGUCUACCUCCUGAACGGUUAAAAGCCUACCGCCGAUCAGAGGAGAGAAGAACACGGGAUUACCCGCACACCAGUUAGCACCGCUAACAAUCCGCUGGAUGGGAAUGGGAAGAGACGGCGCCUCAGGCUCAUUAGCAAGGCCAAAGGAAUCGGCAGGAGGAAGCUCCUCUUCAUCAUGGAUCAGUUUGCAUUUCUGUUCUGCCCUUUUUUUUUUUCUCUGCUAAUUCAGUUUAGAGUUCAGGAGGAAGAAUCGGGUUUACGUACGAGUCGUUGGGAUCUCCUGUAAAGGCGUCCUAACGAGUCUUUUAUCGCGUUAGCGUAUCCUAACACUGAAACCAUGGAAAAAACCUUUGUUUUUACUACAGUUACUCAUCAGCAUUCAGGAUUAUUUUUAAAUAAAAACCACAUGUGGCACAGUUAUUGGUAAUGAUUUACGCAAACCCCCCAACAAAAAAAAUAAAAAUAAAAAUCUCGGAUCCUAUGGAGGCGAAACAAGCUCACGACAUCAUAGAUCCUCUUUCAUGCUUUUACAAAAUUCCUCUUUUAUUUCAUACCGAACUGAAAUGACUGUUUUAGGGUAUGGAGUGAGUUUUGUCCCAUUAUUGUUUUUCUGUGGGGGGGGUAGCCUCGUAAGACCAUCCUGAUCAAGGUUUCACUCGCAGAUCAGUCUGGAGACUCUCCGUUAAAGAAAAUUUGGAGCCGUUCACCAAACGAACGUCCAAUCAGCGUUGGCUUUGAGGCGGGUUG